Messenger RNA from Phytomonas sp. Hart1, 471 nucleotides. NCBI's taxonomy places the organism in Eukaryota, Euglenozoa, Kinetoplastea, Trypanosomatida, Trypanosomatidae. The record is from the annotation of a GenBank genome assembly.
GGAUUUCUAGAAUUAGGUUCCAAUGAAAUUCCCGUUUUACUCCUCACAUCGAGUUAUUGAUGGAUCGAAAUCGAUCAGAGUCGACGAAUACAGCUCAAAGUGCAUCUUAUUGCGACCUGCGGCGCGGCAAACCCCUUUUCUCCGAUCGUUCUGAGCACAUUUUCGACGCGUCCGGUGGCUGGCUUCCUGAUGAGAGGCCACUCCGCCGUUGGGUGAGGACCCAAUUACGAUGCGGAUUCCCUCUGGUGUGGGUUCCUAUGGGGGCCUAGUCAUCCAUCGAUCUUUAUAUCUCCAAUAUUAAUCUACCAACCACAACUCCUUCACUUCUCAUGAGCUUUGAUGUCGGGUUGUGGAGGAGCAUAAACGGCCUAGCACCGUGUUUGGGCGCAUGUGGGAUAGUUGUUUGGUACGGGUUAGGUUGUGGUUUCGCCUGAAUGCGGCAGAGCUUGCGGGAUCGGAUAAGAAGGAUAU